Messenger RNA from Durusdinium trenchii, 3696 nucleotides. Lineage: Eukaryota; Dinophyceae; Suessiales; Symbiodiniaceae. The record is from the annotation of a GenBank genome assembly.
AUGGUCAACAACCAUGACCUGACCAAUGAAAAGAUCCUUGAGUCUCUAGAUCAAGAAGCCCAGAAAAGAUCUGAGAAACCAAACAAGAAUCCUACGAAGGGAGAUGAGCAGACAACUCCGGCAGCAGAUACUCCAGCAGAUGUUCCAGCAGUUGAUCCAGAUGAUCCUGAACUCGAUGAGUUGGAAAAGUGCAAGAGGUAUAUUCGUUCCCAUGCUCCAAUCAUUGAAUUGGUUGAAGCAGGUGCUUUCUACCGUUACAAGUGUACUGUUUGCACAUCGAGGACACAACCGUAUGGAAAGAUCAACAAACUGGGCCGUAACAGAUUGAAAGAUUGGACCUUCUUUGUCGGUCAGCGCAUUGAUGCACCAAGUCAUCAAUCAAAGAUGAAAAAGUACCAGGAGAGAAAAGACACCGAGGCAGCUGAGGCAGCGGCAAAAGAGACAAGUGCACCGCUUGCAGAUUGCAAUGGCUUUUGUCUGACCCGCUCCGAUUCGCUGUUGCACAUGCACAAGGAUGAGUUCAGGCUGUGGGUCACUCAUUGCAAUUUUGAAGGUGCAAGAUUUAGACACACGUACUUUUGCGACAUGAGCUCUGGCGAAUGGUGGAUUCGUCACCGAGAUUGUUGCAAGAAGAUCCGGAAGAAGAGUGACUCGGAGGAGGAGACCAUAUGUGAACAGUGCCGCACACUUGGAAAGCCAGAUAAAGUGCAGCGCAACGUUGUGCGCUUUUGCCUCAAGUACCAAGCCGGCAAGCUACUCCACAGACGCCUGUUCGCAUCUCCUGAUGACAUCAGUGCCUUGAUUUCUGAGGUUGACAAUAGUGUCUGGGGUCAGCGCCACCAUCAGAUCUGGCAGAAAAUCAAGGAUUUGAAGCCUGUAGAACUCCAGCAAUUUGUACGAAAGUCAUUCUCAUGCAUCCCAUCCAGUGAACGAAGCGAGGUCCUCAGCAACUUCAUUGCUACUACCAUCAAACCUGCUUUGGAAGUGCAUGCCACAGCUUUGAGUCAGAACUUGCUGGCCCUAUCGAACCGGUACGUGCAGGCACUGGAAUGUGAGCAACUGAACGAGCUGGAGACAUUAAACGUUCAGAUUGCGCAGGCCGCAGUUUCAGGCCGUCUGGAUAAGAACCCCAUGAUGCAAGGCCUAUUGGUGCAGUGUCUCAACAAGAUUGAGAAACAAGAGCGUAGAGUUCAUAGCAAUCGUGGCAGGCCGGCAUCUUCUUGCUCUGAUACUGGGCUCCGCUUAGUGGAAGAUGCCGCGAUGAAUCUGGCAAUUGCUGGAGGUAAUCGGCAGCUAUGUGAACAGCUCGGCCAGAAGGUGACGCCGCCUAGAAUCCGAUUGGAGGACCUGGAAUCGCAUUCAUUGCCAAAUCCGGCACUAGCCCUCAUGAAGGUGAACGAGGAACAGUUGGAACAAAACUUCACCCUCGUGGACGCCAAGUUUCCGCGGAGUGACAAAAUGUACAUGAGGGAGGCUUUGUUUGGUUCCUUUGAGACACUAGAUCAGAAGGCCCUAAAGGACUUUGAAUUUUGGCAAGAUUGUGAGUACGAGAACGUCACAGCUCAAAAUGUGCUGCAGGACGUUGCAAUCGAUGCUGCCAAAGUACCGUGGCCGCUGCGGGGCUUUGUGAUCAUGAAUCUUUGUGUGGCACUGACUACAGCUCCGUCUGGGCACAAGACCAUGCGAGUGGAAGACAGAGUUCAGAAUUGCAUGACAGGGUUCAUUCUCCUGGACCUCUUUCGCAUCACGUCAGAUCAAGAGUGCAAUCGGCGAGGAUUGCCCAGAGGGUCAUUGUUCCUUGCGCCGGAGACCAUCCGGAAUCUACAAGCCUCCGCGAUGGGUGUGAUUUCGGUGUGUCUUACAAAAGACUCUCGCGGCUGUCCAUGGUCAUCUGGACAUUCCAGAUUGUCGGAGUUGUCAGUAGAGCAGCACUUUGGACGAUUGAGAGUCCAAAGCACGUCCGCGCAACUCACAGUGCGGUCUUACUGGACAGCAUCGGCGCGGGAUAUGCUCAGAACCAACAGCAAGAGGAAGGAGGGGCAGCCGACCUUGGCUGUGGUAGAGCCCAUCAGCCAGUGUGACUUUUACACUGUGAGUGAAGAAGCCUUGAAAUCUGCUCUGCGGCUGACUGCGUGGUGCACUGGGUUGACUUCAGCGUCACUCAUGGAGAUGUAUGUCAGUUGGUGCGCCAACAAAUCCUUUGUGCAUGAUGGACCUUUGCUCGGGGAUGAGCAGGAGUUUGAGGAGGACAAGAAACAAGAGAAUCAGGCCUUCUUCAACCACAUCCAGUCGGAGGCAGCGAUGGAGCCUGACAUUCCGGAUGAUGACCCAGAAGUUGAUCUAGUUGGAAUCGAUUUGGGCGCCGUUCCAGACAAAGACGAUCUCCAGAAUCUCUUCCAGGCAACACUUGCAGCUGAUGAUCACCCCGCAGAUCAGGAGCAGCCAGGCGAGGCAACGACAUCGCCCCAAAACCUGCACCACGCACUGUGGUGCUUGGGUCCAGAAGCAACAGAGAUUCAAGUCUUUGAUUCGCUGUGGAGACUCCUUAUGUUCAAUGAAAUGAAGCCCAAACAAAUGAGAGAGGAGGAGGAGACAGAGUCCUUCAAACAACGAUCGGGUAGGCUUGCAAAGUGGCGGGAGAUGGCAGAGCAAGCAGCCCAGGAGCGGAAGGCAAUGGUGCGGGUGGAUUGCGGAAUUGAGUGUGGUACUAUUCUGGUGGCCCUGACUCCACACAAACGUGGAACCGAGAGAGAAGCAUGUGUGUCAAUGGUGAUGUCCGUUUGGAUGUCCGUGAAGAAGCCCAAACUGAGCACUUCGCCCAUUCCUUUGGAGCAUGUGGUGGCCUUGAGGGUUGCAACUAUGACUCCGAAUGCAGUUGGAGGAGAUCAGCAUUGGUCUUGCGACGCUGAAUGCAAAACCUGGGUGAUUCGACCACAAUCUGUGGUUGGAGUGUUGGGCAUCGAAAGCUGCGAGAAGGGCCUUGAACACACCUCAGUGAAGUUGACAGAAGAUUCAGUGGAAUUGUUGGAGCAACUUCGCGCAGUUCAGGACUGGUGGCCACAUUUCGAUGAGCAGCAGGCCGGCGGCGGCAAAAAGCCGGGAAAGAAAGCUGUGAAGCGAAAUCAUCUUGGUCUAUUUGUUCAACGGCAGGGAAGGCCAAAACGCUUCAUAGACAAGGUCAAGGCGAAGGCCAAAGCCAAACAGAAGGCUAAGACGCAAAAAGCCUCCAGCAGCAAGACAUCUGCACAGGCCAAGGCCAAGGCCAAGUUGCGGAAGGAAGCCAAGAAAGCUGCUCCAAUUGCUGAGAUUCCGGCAAACUACAAGCGGACCGGUGUUGGCAUUCCUUUGGUCAAACAGAUGAUGGAGAAGGCGUGUCAUCUGGACAAGAUGAAGUUCCCGGGCAAUCUUGUCUUUACCCUGGAUUCUGAGCAGUGUCGGCUGACUCUACCCAACUGCCACGGUGUUCGUUGGUGCAAGAUCCGUGAUGCAGCGCAUUCCUUCUUCAAGCAUUCGUUUCCAACCCUUUCAGCGAGCAAAUGGUCCCAGAAGGUCUCCUCAAGAUUCGCUGACAUCAUGGUCGGCUUGGAGAAAUCUCCUCCUUGCAGGAAGCGGUGGUUUCAUCUCAUCAAGGACAUUGCGGAGUAUGUUGCCACUGUUGACACCUCUACCUCCUGUGCGGCGACGGCGGCCCAGUGA